UGGUGUUUGUGCGAGCCGUGUUUACAAAGUGACCCGUUUGCCAGAAGGUCCUCGCAGCGAUGGGUCCUCCGAAAAAAUCGUCCAAAAAGGAUAAAGGCCUUUCGGGAUCGUCCGGAUCGGCCGGUGGUUUUGUGGAGAACAAGUGGAACAAGAAGCGCCGAGCGGAGGAUGAAGCGUAUGCGGCCUUCGCCGAGGAUGACGACAGUAGCAGCAGUUUCGGUGAGAGUGAGUUUGUCCCGGAUGCGGCCACGAAGAACGCAGAGAAAAACGAUGACGCUAUUCAGGAGGAUGAGUACGGUGCAAAGGACUACCGGUCACAGAUGGAACUCAAGCCGGAUAAUGCAUCCCGGCCACUCUGGGUGGCACCGAAUGGACACAUCUUUCUCGAAUCCUUCUCACCGGUGUACAAACACGCGCACGACUUCCUGAUUGCCAUCUCGGAACCGGUUUGUCGCCCGGAACACAUCCACGAGUAUAAACUGACGGCUUACAGCUUGUACGCGGCCGUUUCCGUCGGUUUGCAGACCCACGAUAUCGUGGAGUACAUGAAGCGCCUCAGCAAAACCACCAUUCCCGAGGGCAUCAUCGAGUUCAUCCGGCUGUGUACGCUGUCGUACGGCAAGGUGAAGCUGGUGCUGAAACACAACAAGUACUUUGUAGAAAGUCCCCAUCCGGAGGUGCUGCAAAAGUUGCUAAAAGAUCCGGUCAUACAAUCGUGCCGUUUACGUCGGACGGAGGAUGAAACUGGUGAUGGAUUCAUACGGCAGACGCUUGAGAAGGGCAAGGGCAUUACGGCGUUCGGACAGACGAAGCUACCACCGGGAACGUCCGUACCGGGAGCAACGGAGAUAGAUAAGCCCACCGAAGAGACGACCACAGCGGAUGGAGCGGAUGCUGUGCCGGAAGAUAUUACCAACUUUUACGACAAAAUGGACAACGAGGAGGAGGAAGAGGAGGCCAAUCUCAAUACGGUAUCGUUUGAGGUGAACCAGGAGAAGAUUGAGGUUCUGCAGAAGCGCUGCAUCGAGAUCGAGUUCCCGUUGCUGGCCGAGUACGAUUUCCGUAAUGAUACAAUCAACGCGGAUAUCAACAUUGACCUCAAACCGGCCGCUGUACUGCGCCCGUAUCAGGAGAAAAGUCUUCGUAAAAUGUUUGGUAAUGGGCGUGCUCGAUCCGGUGUGAUUGUACUGCCGUGCGGUGCCGGAAAGUCGCUUGUCGGUGUAACCGCUUGUUGUACGGUUCGGAAGCGUGCGCUCGUCCUGUGUAACAGCGGUGUGUCGGUGGAGCAGUGGAAGCAACAGUUCAAAAUGUGGUCGACCGCGGACGACAGUAUGAUCUGUCGGUUCACUUCCGAGGCCAAGGAUAAACCGAUGGGAUGUGGCAUCCUUGUGACUACCUACUCGAUGAUAACGCACACGCAGAAGCGAUCCUGGGAGGCGGAACAAACGAUGCGCUGGCUGCAGGAGCAGGAAUGGGGCAUUAUGGUGCUGGACGAAGUGCACACGAUCCCGGCCAAGAUGUUCCGACGUGUGCUGACGAUCGUACAGUCACACUGUAAGCUCGGGUUAACCGCGACACUGCUGCGUGAGGAUGAUAAGAUCGCCGAUCUGAACUUCCUGAUUGGACCGAAGCUCUACGAAGCGAACUGGUUGGAGCUGCAAAAGCGAGGCUACAUUGCCCGGGUACAGUGUGCGGAAGUUUGGUGCCCGAUGGCACCGGAGUUCUACCGAGAGUAUCUGCUCGCAAAGACCUCCAAAAAGAUGCUACUGUACGUGAUGAAUCCGGCCAAGUUCCGGGCGUGCCAGUAUCUGAUCCGUUACCACGAGAAGCGCGGCGAUAAGACGAUCGUCUUCAGCGAUAAUGUGUUUGCUCUGAAGCACUACGCGAUCAAGAUGAACAAACCGUACAUCUACGGUCCGACGUCACAGAACGAGCGGAUACAGAUCUUGCAAAACUUCAAGUUCAAUCCCAAGGUGAACACCAUCUUUGUGAGUAAGGUGGCCGAUACGAGUUUCGAUUUGCCGGAAGCGAACGUGCUGAUCCAGAUCUCGUCGCACGGUGGCUCGCGACGUCAGGAGGCGCAGCGUCUGGGACGUAUUCUGCGUGCCAAGAAAGGCGCCAUUGCUGAGGAGUACAAUGCGUUCUUCUACACACUGGUUUCACAGGACACCCUGGAGAUGGGGUACUCGCGCAAACGGCAGCGGUUCCUGGUAAACCAGGGUUACAGCUACAAGGUGAUUACGCACCUGGCCGGCAUGGAGAGCGAUACCGAUCUGUUCUACAAGACGCGCGAAGAACAGGGGCAGCUGCUGCAACAGGUGAUGUCGGCAUCUGAUAUGGACUGUGAGGAUGAGCGAAUGCCGGGCGACGGGCUGGGUGUACCACGACCCGGUGGCUCCAAGCGAACUGGCGGGCUUAGUUCGAUGGCAGGAGCAGAUGAUGCGAUCUACUACGAGCGCAGGAAGACGGGCCAUCAGCAUCCACUGUUUAAGAAGUUCCGUUGCUAGAUUAAGCUAUGCUGGGAGCAUUUGUAAUGAAUAUCUAUGGGUUUCCUUAAUAAACAGAAGCCAUUUGAAUUUGAACCGAA
Anopheles aquasalis is the source of this 2587-nucleotide messenger RNA. RefSeq names its product ATP-dependent DNA helicase hay (gene hay). The record is from RefSeq and is a predicted model, not a curated record. Gene Ontology annotation, molecular function: ATP binding; hydrolase activity; 3'-5' DNA helicase activity. Lineage: Eukaryota; Metazoa; Arthropoda; Insecta; Diptera; Culicidae. Gene Ontology annotation, biological process: nucleotide-excision repair; transcription initiation at RNA polymerase II promoter. Gene Ontology annotation, cellular component: transcription preinitiation complex; transcription factor TFIIH holo complex; nucleotide-excision repair factor 3 complex.